Endocarpon pusillum Z07020 is the source of this 552-nucleotide messenger RNA. RefSeq names its product Calmodulin. The record is from RefSeq and is a predicted model, not a curated record. NCBI's taxonomy places the organism in Eukaryota, Fungi, Ascomycota, Eurotiomycetes, Verrucariales, Verrucariaceae. The coding region runs from base 1 to 552 and encodes 183 amino acids. The transcript is spliced from 5 exons. Gene Ontology annotation, molecular function: enzyme regulator activity; calcium ion binding.
AUGGUAUGGACCGUUCUCCGAGACUGGAAGCCCCGCUAUUGCAUCAGUGAAGCUGCGGGACUCUCAUUUGCAAGGAUAUCGACUAACACCGAUCGUUCUUACCAGGCUGACUCACUCACCGAAGAGCAAGUGUCCGAAUUCAAAGAAGCGUUUUCUCUGUUUGACAAGGACGGUGAUGGACAAAUCACAACCAAAGAGCUAGGCACUGUGAUGCGAUCCCUUGGCCAGAAUCCCUCCGAGUCUGAAUUACAAGACAUGAUCAAUGAAGUCGAUGCCGACAACAAUGGCACCAUCGACUUUCCAGAGUUCCUCACAAUGAUGGCAAGGAAGAUGAAGGACACCGAUUCCGAGGAAGAAAUCCGGGAAGCCUUCAAGGUGUUCGACCGCGAUAACAACGGAUUCAUAUCCGCUGCUGAGCUUCGCCACGUCAUGACUUCUAUCGGAGAGAAGUUGACUGAUGAUGAAGUGGAUGAAAUGAUUCGUGAGGCAGAUCAAGAUGGCGAUGGACGAAUCGAUUACAAUGAGUUCGUUCAGCUGAUGAUGCAGAAGUAA